UCUAUGAUGGGUCCACACUAUAUUUUCUAACCUGUUUAACCUGUACAUUUUGUUAUUUAAAAAAGGAAUAUUUUGAGAUAAAAUGGUAGAAGUAGAAGUUGCUUUAAAUUUUAAAGAUGGAGGAUCAGUUGUAUCUCUCAAACCAAUUUUUUCGUCAGACGGCGAAACUUUGUUUAUAUGUUGUAAGAAGAAUAUAUCGGAAUAUAACAGGAAAACUGGUAAACUAAUGUAUGAAUAUCAAGGAACAUCACCUGACAAUAUAGUUGGAUUUAGUUAUCUCAUAUAUGAUUCCUACCCUUGCCUGGUUGUUUGUUACGAGUCUGGCAAAGUAACAGUUUGGAGAACUAUGACUCAUUUUAAAAUAAUGGAAAAACAAUUUCAAUUUAAAAAAAUACGAACGUUUAAUAUUGUCACCACAGAAAAUACAGAGUUAAAGGCAAUGAUAUCAUAUGGAAGUAAAAAUCGAAUUGGUUUUACCAUAAUAGAUAUAAAAAAAUGUGUAUCAAAAAAUUUUUCCUUCAGCAUUAAAUUAGACGGUCACAAGUACUUCCUUGACGUCAGUGAAAACAAAUAUUUUUCUGUUGUAUAUGGAAAUAUUAUUUAUUUUGUUAGUUUAAAUGAUAAAGCUAUUUCAAGAUAUGCCAUCGAUAGUACCCGAAGUUUUACCUGCAUUGCUUGCCAUCCAACCGAUGAAAUUGUUCUCAGUGGUGAUAGUUCUGGACGUGCUAUAGUAUGGCGAAAUAUUUUUGGAAAUAAAGUUAAGUCUGUUUUCCACUGGCAUACAUUGCCUGUCCGAGCACUAUGUUUUUCUACCGCAGGUAGCUACUUUUAUAGUGGAGGAGAAGAAUGCGUUUUAGUAAAAUGGCAACUUGACGAUGAAAAUGAAAAAAAAUUUUUACCACGGUUGGCCGCGGAGAUUGAGCACAUUUCACUGGCCACUAACAAUGUGUAUACAGCCGUAGCAACCAGAGAUAACGCUGUGAGAAUUGUAGAUAAUCAGAUGAACCAAGUUAAUGUUAUUCAGCAUCUAGUAUUAGGAGAACAACAUGAAAGUGGCAUUAUAUACGAUCCCAGAACUAAAGCCUUGGUUAUGAACGGCAAUCCAGGACAUGUACAGUUUUACUCUCCUAAUGAUGGGUCGCUUUUAUACAGUGUGGAUGUAGUGGGGCGAAACAGAAUAACAAACGAAAGGGGUGUCAUAAUGGAAAACACAGAUGUAACAAAAGUAGCAAUAAGUAAAAAUGGAUUAUGGUUGGGUACAGUUGAGGAAAGAAGAGAUAAAGUGUACAACAGCGAAAUAAGGCUAAAAUUUUGGAAAUUUAAUAGCGAGAUGCAAAAAUUUGAAUUAAACACAUCUGUGGAAUAUCCUCAUGACAAAUCUGUUAAGGAAAUACUAUUUCAACCAUUGAAUAAUGAUGAUGGUUUGCGUUGCGUAACUUUAGGUGAUGACAAAAAAUUUAAAAUAUGGCAACUGGUGGAGUCAGACACACUUGAAAAAGGCGUGGUUUGGAAAUGUUUCGGUAUAGGAUUUUUUAGAGAUUUCAGCUGCUCGGGAUUAUCUUUUUCCGUUGAUGGUUCCCUGAUGGCUAUAGGCUUUGAUACUAUAGUAACCGCUUGGACGCCCGAUUCGUGUGAAAUUAAAUGUUCAUUAUUUCAUCCGACUCACAAGGGGAAAAUUAAAUGGCUUAAAUUUGGUUACAGUAAUCAGUGCCAUCUCUUGGUAUCCGCAAGUGCAUAUCAACUGAGUGUCUGGAAUCUGUUGACGCUUUGUAUGAUCUGGACUGUACCUUUAAGGGUUAGUCUUCUUAUAGCCGAUCCUUUAUCGACACAUAUGGCAGUAUUAACGGAGAAUAAAAAAGUAUUUGUUUUUACACCUAACUCUCCAGUACCUCUAUUUUCCAAUGAAGAUUUGUUAACGAAACAAAAAAAUAUAAUUGCUGCCUCAUUUGUGCCUAGCAAAUAUAGUAAUGAUGCCGAAUUAAGUUGGUAUGAAAGAUCUCACCUCUAUUUCAUAAAUUCAAAAAACGAAUUAUACUAUAUAAGUAGUAAUGAAGUUAAUCUGGAUAUUGAAGAUGAUAAGUUCGACGAGACAAAAUCAAUAUUUACUAUGAUGACACCAAAUGCUAGAGUAAAUUUUGUGCAACACCCCGAAGCGAAAAAGCAGUUAUUCAGUAAAGAUUUAAAUCAGAAAACGUUUAAAAAGUUUUUGGAGGCUCCUAUUCAAACAAUGGCACCAACACGUUUUACGUGUUACUCAAUAUUAAAAUCUUUAGUCGUACAAAAAGAAACUGUAAGCUAAAAUAAAU
Molecule: messenger RNA, 2306 nt
Organism: Anoplophora glabripennis (Asian longhorned beetle)
Lineage: Eukaryota; Metazoa; Arthropoda; Insecta; Coleoptera; Cerambycidae
Product: WD repeat-containing protein 75
Exons: 10
Coding region: 83-2299 (738 amino acids)
Biological process (GO): positive regulation of rRNA processing; positive regulation of transcription by RNA polymerase I
Cellular component (GO): nucleolus
Molecular function (GO): RNA binding; protein binding
Source: RefSeq, a predicted model, not a curated record